Magnolia sinica is the source of this 1042-nucleotide messenger RNA. Its product is annotated as OVARIAN TUMOR DOMAIN-containing deubiquitinating enzyme 3. Gene Ontology annotation, molecular function: cysteine-type deubiquitinase activity. Lineage: Eukaryota; Viridiplantae; Streptophyta; Magnoliopsida; Magnoliales; Magnoliaceae. The record is from RefSeq and is a predicted model, not a curated record. The coding region runs from base 113 to 901 and encodes 262 amino acids. The transcript is spliced from 9 exons. Gene Ontology annotation, biological process: endoplasmic reticulum unfolded protein response; protein deubiquitination. Gene Ontology annotation, cellular component: cytosol; nucleus.
GAGGCUUCUUUGUCCAUAUCAGUCGCGCGAGUCGCGUUAGCAUCUCUGUCUCAGGAUUAGGCUACAAAAAUCCCAUUCUCCUCCGUCGCCAGUUCUUCCCCCCUGCAUUUCUAUGGCGCCUCCUCCUCACAAGCCUUUAAACGAGCUUCUCCUCGAGCAGCUGAAGGACGGAAGCGCGAAAUUCGAGCUCGUAUCUUCCCCUACUUGUCCGAUCCCAACAUCAAAAUUCCAGAUACCUUCCCCGCCUUUUUUCAGCAAUGGUCGUCAUCAGUUCUUCGCCAGAAUCGGAUCCUCUCUGGGCGGAAUUUCACCAGCAAUGAAAAAAGUAGAGCAUUUCUCAGUUCAAAAAGUUACAGGAGAUGGACGUUGUUUGUUUCGUGCACUGGUAAAAGGAAUGGCGAUCAACAAAGGAAUUGCUCUUACCCCGUGGCAAGAGAAGGAUGAUGCAGAUGAGUUGAGGACGGCUGUAAAAGAAGUUAUAUGUGGAAGUGAAAAGGAACGACUUCAGUAUGAGGAAGCACUUAUUGCUAUUACUGUUGAUGAGUCUUUGAAAAGAUACUGCCAACGUAUUGGAAGUGCUAAUUUUUGGGGAGGAGAGUCGGAAUUGUUGGUCUUGUCAAAAUUGUGCUCUCAGCCCAUCAUCGUCUAUAUACCUGAGCAGGAGCAUAGCAGGGGAAGCAGGGGCUCUGGUUUUAUACCAAUAGCUGAAUAUGGAGGUGAGUUCAGGAAGGCAUCAAAGAAAGGGAAGAAACCGAGGCAGCCGGUGAGGCUGCUAUACAGUGGCAGAAGAUGUAAGCAUUAUUUCAACCCUAUGGAAAGGCCCAGACCUGAUACGUUGCGUUUUAAAUUUCACAUGGGCAUGUGUGUGGAUGUUCGCAGCUUCACAUGCAUAAGGAAUUAGCAAACCUCUACAGCAGAUGCGUAUUCCCUCGCCAAAGGAAAAUGCUUCAUACCUCACCUAGGUACCUAUUGGGGUUACUUUCUCUAUUUUGAGGUAAAUGAAAUAACAUGCAUGAAAUCCACCAUUUUCAUUAGCUACACC